Messenger RNA from Vollenhovia emeryi, 1603 nucleotides. RefSeq names its product pancreatic lipase-related protein 2-like. The record is from RefSeq and is a predicted model, not a curated record. Bases 559 to 1515 code for a protein of 318 amino acids. Lineage: Eukaryota; Metazoa; Arthropoda; Insecta; Hymenoptera; Formicidae. The transcript has 7 exons. Gene Ontology annotation, biological process: lipid metabolic process. Gene Ontology annotation, molecular function: lipase activity.
UAGGAAUCGACACUAUUGUUACUUAAUCUUUUUACAUUGCACGUACACCUGCGAUAGAAAAUUAAGUUUUUUUUUACAAAUACUCCGAAAGCUCUACGUAUUAUUUGAAUAAUUCACUUUACGUUUUCUUUAUGAGUCACGCGGUUUAUUGAAAUUGCGUCCCACUACGUCAAUCAACUUCAAUCAAAGUUUAUUGUCAUUAUUAUUAUUAUCAAUAAUAUCGACGGAUGAAUUCUCAUUUUAUCUUGCAGCUAGAUAUCCUUUAAGUUAUCAAAAUUUUUAGCAAUAUAAAAUGAACUAUACUAUCUUUCAUUAUACCUUUAAUUGUACCUCUCUCGAAAAAAAAACGAUAUGCGAUUAUAAUCAUUAAUUAUUUUCCGUAAUCUUUUUUUAAUUAAUCUCCGUUCGAACUUGAUUGACGCCUAUGAUUUAUGAUCGCUAACGGUAUCGAUAUUAUCAACGGCUUAUCGAUCACGCCACCGAAUAGAUGUCUAUCGGCGAGGUAUAAAAGAAAAUGUAAAUCUGUACCUUCAAUGAUUCGUCAAAGUUAUCUCGAAGAUGAUCGUUCCGCCGGCAAUCGCAUUAUUGUACCCCACUUUGUUGGCGUCUAUCGCGACGAAUUAUACGAUUUUCAUCGACCAUGAAAAAGUACACGUGAUCAGUAUCAACGAGCCUCAAUUUACGCAGGCAGAACUCGAAAAGAUCCACGAAUCCGCUCAAAAGACCACCUUCCAUUUGUAUACCCGAAAUAACCCGGUAAUUGGACAGCAGCUAUUCGUCGACGAUCUGGAUAGCGUGAAGAAGAGUUUUUGGAAUCAUGCUCAUCCCACUCGACUGGUCACUCAUGGAUGGCACGGAACUUGCGACGAUGCUUCUUGUACCCUGGCUCGAGACGCUUAUCUCAAUGUUAGCGAUUACAACAUUAUCUUCAUCGAUUGGCGAGAAGCAGCCAGCCAGUUCUAUUGGGAGUCUGUGAAAAGUGUACCACUCGUCUCGCAACGCACAGCCAGUCUGAUAGACUUCCUAGAGAACAGUGCAGGUCUCGAUCCUGACAGGACCAUGGUAGUUGGAGUUUCCUUAGGAGCGCAUGUUGCCAGCCUAAGUGCUCGUUUCGCGACUAGCGAGAUUGGCGAGGUAAUCGCUUUAGAUCCUGCGGGACCUGCUUUCGGGUCCAAAGGACCAGGGGAAAGAGCAGACAGGUCAGACGCGGUGCUAGUGCAAGUGAUACACACUUGCACGAAGUUUGUCGGCCUGAAAUCGGAGAUCGGCACCUCCGAUUUUUAUCCCAAUGGCGGCGAGGAGCAACCAGGAUGCGGCCCGAUCAGAUGGAUUGGCGAUUUGGAUGCGAUGGGAUGCGCGCAUGCAAGGGCUUUCCUGUACUACGUCGAAUCCAUCGGGAACCCCACAGGUUUCCGUGCCGGGAACGUGUUCAUGGGAGGACCAUCCCUCGAUCCAAACGCACGUGGGACGUACGUUCUGCAAACUGCCAGCGAAUCACCAUUUGCACUCGGAUAAUAAUUAAUACUAUUAUUUAACGCUUAUUACGUUCUGUACAUAUUCCUUAGAUUUUAUAUACCUAUUAAAAUAUUUUAUUAUAAACUAA